ACACCAGGGCUUCAACAUGGUGCGUUGUGUGUGAGCUGUUUACUGGCUGUUUGUGUGUAAAGGCGUUCAUAUCUUUGCUCUGACAGGGAGUUAUAUUCCCUUCUGUGGUGACAGCUCAUAAACGAAGCGCGUAGACUUCGUGUCUGCAGGAAAAAUAAGCUGAAAACCAGACAUAAAGCUGGUCCGGCGCUCUUCUGAGCUCAGCCUGGUGCAGAACCUCCGCCGUGUUAUUCGUCCGGCCGCUGACGUUUCUCGGUGUUUCUGGUGCUGCCUGAGGCGGGAGGCAUCCUGACCGAAUGAAGAAGACUCUGUCUGAUGUUCUCUCACGGAUUUAAAACCUUCAGAACCGUCAGGAAAGCCAGCAUCUGGACUGGUUAGCUGCAGCUGACGCUUCAGACCAGGAGAGCAGCUCCUGACAGACGUCUGUUUCUGUGCACAGUGAUGCUUCUCGAAUCCUCGCUUCAUUGAAGUUACCUGAGCGUAGCGCUCUGCCCCCGUCUGCCUAGCGUCCAGAAUGAGCGCCCAGGUUCUGCUGCGUUUCCGCUCUGCUGCUGGUCCAGUGUCCAGGUGCCACGCCCACCAGCUGGCCUCCGUGAGCCAGGCAGCUCGGCUAUCGGAGAAGAAGCUAAAGGGCCUUCUCUAUCCUUUUAGCGAUCUUGAGGCACACCUGUCACGCCAGGUAGACCAGAGAAGAUUCCGGCUCUUCCAACCCAACAUGGAAAACCUCGAGCGGGCAGAGAAACUGUUCAUUCCUUCCCCUAAACAUCACAUACUCUACUCCACAUCGGCCGUCCGUGCUGUCCACAUGCCUGAACUCGCUCAGCCAGAGGUGUGUUUCAUUGGGAGGAGUAAUGUUGGAAAGUCUUCCCUCAUCCGGGCCCUCUUCUCUCUUGCUCCAGAAGUAGAAGUCCGGGUCUCCAAAACACCGGGCCACACAAGAACGCUGAACUUCUUCACGGUGGGGAAAGCCUUCACGCUAGUGGACAUGCCUGGCUAUGGACACCGUGCCCCGAAAGACUUUGUGGACAUGGUGGAGCCCUACCUUCAGGAGCGACAGAACCUUGUGAGGACGUUCUUGUUGGUGGACGGUGGAGCAGGACUGCAGAAACUGGAUUUGGCCGCCGUGGAGAUGUGUGAAGAAUUUGGCAUUCCCUAUGUGCUGGUGGUGACUAAAAUCGACCGGACGCGGCAGGGGGCUCUGCUGACCCUUCUGCUGCAGCUCCAUGACUUCAUCAAAGAUCAGACCAGCACCUGCUUCGCCCAGCCCUUCAUCGUGAGCUCAGUCCAGUACUCAGGCGUCCAUCUCCUCCGGUGCUUCAUAGCCCACGUGACUGGAAACCUACAGCUGAGCUCCAAACCCACCUGAGACGCUAAUAAAAGCAGAAAACGCGCCAAGACCCUUCAACAGACUCUGGGACGGGAGCUGUUCAGGACUGAAGACUGUCUGACAGGAGGUCAAGCAGCUGUGAUGUUCAUGAAAGCCCAUGCAGACAGCAGAGAGCUGUCCGUUUAGUUUUUAUCAGGCUGGCGCACGAACCUCUGAGAUUAAAGUGGCGCUUUACUAUGAUUCAACCUGCAGCUACAGUGUUUAUGUAAUCCACAGACACUCAGCUGGAUUGGCGGCACAGUCGUCAUUUAAGGCCUUGAAAUGUUUUAUGGGCACACACUGCAUGGGUGAUGAAGAAGGCAGAGUAAAGCGCAGAACAGAACAGAGAAUAAAAGUGGGUUUGGAGCGAAUUGUGCCGGAAGUGCAGUGUUGCAUUGUAAACCGCUUCUUUCAAAGACGACGUAAAUAAAUUGCAAUAAUCUUGUUGUGGUA
Messenger RNA from Pygocentrus nattereri (red-bellied piranha), 1819 nucleotides. It is a transcript of the gene gtpbp8, whose product is annotated as GTP binding protein 8 (putative). The record is from RefSeq and is a predicted model, not a curated record. Gene Ontology annotation, molecular function: GTP binding. NCBI's taxonomy places the organism in Eukaryota, Metazoa, Chordata, Actinopteri, Characiformes, Serrasalmidae. Gene Ontology annotation, cellular component: mitochondrion. The transcript has 7 exons. The coding region runs from base 515 to 1366 and encodes 283 amino acids.